This is a messenger RNA of Pocillopora meandrina, 2394 nucleotides long. The record is from the annotation of a GenBank genome assembly. Lineage: Eukaryota; Metazoa; Cnidaria; Anthozoa; Scleractinia; Pocilloporidae.
AUGCAUUACUAUGCUGCAAGUGACACCAUUUUACCUCAUGAUAUCACUGAAUCUGAUAUUGACUUCGCACACGAUGGUCAGGGAUUUCCCUCAUGGCAUCGGUUGUACUUGUUGGCAUGGGAGAGAACCUUGCAGGAAGUUGGAAACGAUGAAGAAUUUGCCCUUCCUUUCUGGGACUGGACUGGGAAUCCCACUCAAUGCGACCCUACAAUUUGCUCUGAAGAGCUCCUUGGUGUAACAAACCAAACUACUGGCAUCGUGAGGGGCAAAUACUUGGAUAACUGGUACGUCCUUUGCACCCGCGAACAAACCUUUGACCUAACAGAGCCGUGUGAACCUGAUGACAGAAGAGAUGGAUUGAAACGGAACACAGAUGAUGAGAAGGAGAAGAAAGUGAAGGAACAAGGAUAUACUAUGACAUUUCCAACAAAGAAAGAUGUCAACUUUGCGCUCCGUUUUGAAACCUUUGACCUCCCACCCUUCAACAAAGAGUCUAGCUGCAAUUUUAGAAACAUCCUAGAGGGUUAUGUUAGCACCAAAACUGGUUUUCGCCUUCCUAACGUCCACGGCUUGCACAACCGGGUCCACAUAGUUGUUGGAGGAGAAAUGGGGGACGUACCUUCGGCAUCAAACGACCCGAUCUUUCCUCUUCAUCACGCGUUUGUGGAUCGUAUCUAUGAAAAAUGGCUGCGGAAGUUUAAUAAGGAUGCGAAUGUGCUAUCUACUUACGAUGCACCCAUUGGUCACAACAGACAUGACGUCAUUGUGCCGUUGUUUCCGGUUUACACUCACCAACAGAUGUUCAAGAAGUCUUUCGAGUUCGGUUAUGAUUACCAAGACGUCGAUGAGAAAGGUGAGAAUGAAUGUUUUGCUUUCCAUUGUAUUUUGGUGUCCGUGUUUUGAAUUGGUUAAAUAGAUUCGUAAAACCAGCCUGCAAAAUUGUCGUUUCACCGUGGGGGAUUGAGUGCGCAACAGGACACUUUGCAUGAGCGUAGCUGGCGAAGAGACAGGUUUUCCUUGCAUCACCACUAUUUAAGAAAGUGAGGAAGGGAGGACGGUUACUUCAAUUUAUGGCCUAAGGUGUGGGUGCUUAUUCAAGGAAAUACGAAACUUAUAAUCCUUUAAAAUUCCAUUAAUUCGUAAGCGGUCUCCAUCCCCCAAUGUUGAUAUUUUAAAUAUCACAAUAAAUUAAAAGUUUCAGUGAUCUUAAGCAAGCAUUUCAUUUUUUUCCUCUGGGCAAAGUUAUGGAAAAUUGUGUUUUUGCCUUUUUAGUCCGAUGAUAAGAACACGUCUUGGAGAGAGAACUCUGAGGAGUGUACUUACCCAUUCACUUAAUUCCAACUCCUCCGCUUCCCACCAUUCCUCGUCUCUCCUCUCAUAUCUUGUGUAGUUUGUCCGCUAUCACUCUUGAUACCCAAAAUUCACAAGAAAGUAUCUUUGAAUAGGCAGGUCUCCUGGUGACGAGAAAGAAGAUGAAUCAAAGUCUUUGGGAGAUUGUCCACAAGCUAAAUACUACCCUAACCUUCCUAAAUCUGCAGCGCCUGGAAAGCUAAUGUGUUGGUGGCUGAUGUCAGUCAUGUUAGUAUGGCAGUUGCUAUUGGCUGAUUGAAGACAGGGAGUGAAGAGAAUUAGCCUGUCUUAGGCUCUUAGUAAGUAGAGAUGCGUGAAAUAGUGAGUGUGGGAAAACUGGGAUGCAAGCAACACAGCGGUCAAACGUCAGAUGUGCUCGGGUGGAUCAAUUCUGGCAAGCCGCGCGCCAUUUUCCCGCGCAAAAUUUCUAAAAAAACAUAAAAACAGCUCCUGUCUCGCAAAAUAAGCGAAAGAAAAUUGAUACGUGCAUCGUUAUCUGUAAGAGGAAAUAAAGUAGGGAAAGAAAACUCGAUAAUUUUAGAACACGAAGCUAAUUCAAGUAAGGGUAUCCUUUUGAUUCACCUUUCCGUUUUAAUCUUUAACAAAAACAAAGACGAUUGCAAAACACCUCGACUCACUUGCAUGUGAGGCUGUGUGUAACUCGUUUCUGACAGCACUCUACGUGGUAAUUACAACCUGCGCACAUGCGCAGACGUUGGACCGCUGUGUUGAAAUAAGCAGGACGCGGCGGCUGCGGUUACCAAGGAGACGUCUGCAGAUCACGCCAGCUUGCCUGCAAGUUGAAGCGCGCGCCAUUUUUCGCGUGUUCGCUUUCUCGCUCGUCUUCGCUGAUUGAGAGGCUGGAACAGGCUAAGAGAGAAGAAGUGAGGAUGAAGGAAGAGAAGAGUAGAAAUGGUAGAGUCGUAGAAUAGAGCACAGUACAAUAAUGUACAGUAGUAUGAAGUACAGUGGACUUUAAGCCUGGGAAGAUUAGAAGGAAUAACUGAGCAUACCCAAUACAGGAGAAAAGAGUUAAUUUUUUAG